This is a messenger RNA of Acipenser ruthenus (sterlet), 2256 nucleotides long. RefSeq names its product gamma-aminobutyric acid receptor-associated protein. The transcript is spliced from 4 exons. Gene Ontology annotation, molecular function: ubiquitin protein ligase binding; GABA receptor binding. The record is from RefSeq and is a predicted model, not a curated record. The coding region runs from base 179 to 547 and encodes 122 amino acids. Gene Ontology annotation, biological process: autophagy of mitochondrion; autophagosome assembly; macroautophagy. Gene Ontology annotation, cellular component: autophagosome; cytosol; autophagosome membrane. NCBI's taxonomy places the organism in Eukaryota, Metazoa, Chordata, Actinopteri, Acipenseriformes, Acipenseridae.
UGGGGGGUUGUUUUGUUAUUGUAUCCCUCCGCCAGAUCUGGUACCAUCAGCGACCGAGCCGAGCCGAGCCGAGCCGAGCGAAACAGAGCAGCGCCGCCGCCGCACAAACCCGAACCGACCCCGACACCGACACCGACCCCCUGAGCCCGAGCCCACGCUGCCCCCAAACAACCCGAGAAUGAAGUUUCAAUAUAAAGAGGAACACCCGUUUGAAAAGCGCAGGUCCGAGGGAGAGAAAAUCAGGAAGAAAUACCCAGACAGGGUGCCAGUGAUUGUUGAAAAAGCUCCCAAAGCCAGGAUAGGGGAUCUGGAUAAGAAGAAAUAUCUGGUCCCGUCUGAUCUCACAGUGGGACAGUUCUACUUCCUGAUCCGGAAAAGAAUUCACCUCCGAGCUGAAGAUGCACUUUUCUUCUUUGUCAACAACGUCAUUCCCCCCACCAGCGCCACCAUGGGGCUGCUUUACCAGGAACACCACGAGGAAGAUUUCUUCCUCUACAUCGCCUACAGUGACGAGAGUGUUUACGGAGGGAGGGUGAAAAAGAUGUAACAGCCUGCACUUCUCUCUCUAUCUCUCUCUCUCUCUCCCCCCUCCUCUCUCUCACCCACAACAUACAGCAGCCGCUGAGCACGAACAGGGUCAUGAAAACGCACUUUAACUCGACCUGCUUUUUCACACUGACAUGGAGCUCUGAUUUCUUCCGGUUUGUUUUGUUAUGCUUGUUACUGUUAUUAUUUUAAUUAAUAAUAUGAUUCAUUGUGGGGGGGGGGAGGGGGGGCAGCGUUGUCACUACUCGUGUUUUUGUUUUUAUUAUUAAUUGUAUAGCUUCAUGGCGUGUACCUCCUACCUGACCAUCAUAAACUUUACUAAACUUCGAUUCUUGAAUCUCAUUUCGCAUUGGUUACUGGCUUUUGUAUGAGUUAUAGGCUUCUGCAAACUGUUACAAGGGACUUUGAAACAAUUGUCGUUGAACUUCAGUAUUUCUAGACUGAACACAUUCGAGUAUUUAAUACUUACGGAUGACUUGAGGACUAAUUUUGUCCACUUAUAUUAUUUGUACAAAGCCUAAUUAAUCGUAAAAUAAAUUUAACUAAUUGUAUAUGAAAAUAAAUAGGCUGUUUUUUUAGGUUGUAAUUUCAAACAGCAAUGAUUGAGAGGGAAGACAGUGUAGUUGGUAUGUGGCCCAUAGGGGGAGCUGUCCUCGGUUUCCUGAGUGAUGGGGAAACAUCCUGUGGGUUUGUGAAGCACACUGUGCUGGCUCUCGCAUUGUCUGUGCCAUUCCAACCUUGCAGCCCCCAGGUUACUUCAAUAACUAUUAAAGGCUCAGGCGUGCUGAAUUUAGAAAUACUGAAAGAAAUGUAAAAUUCAAUAACAAGCAUUUUGACUACCAAGUCUUUUUCAACGAAGAUACUGAAUGACUUCGAGUCAAAGUGAUUGCCGUUGAAUUCAUUGUUUCUUUUAGUAAUUAUUCUUUAGUAACCAGUUGCUUAGCAAUGUUCAUCAUUUCACAACGACAGGUUUUGCUCGAUACCUGUAACAGUGGCAGCUGAACGGUGUCAGCAGUUUCAAUAUCCACAGCUUUAUAUAUUGAAGCUCAAUGGUGUAUACAGAAGUCUAGUUUUCUAUGAAGCUUGCAUGUAAUUCCUAAAAAAAAAAAACUAUUUGACAGAUAUUAAUGUAUAGAAUAUAUUCUGAAUUAGAAUUAACAGUGGCUGUUGAAAUAAGAACUAAACGCGUCUAGCUAUUUCAUCUUAUAUUCUCAAUUUAAUAUUUCUAAGGCACGUUUCAAUGGGCAAGAAAAAUACAGUGGACUACAGCAAGGCCAGAAAGAAGGGGUGGGACAAUACAUGUGUUUUUUCUUUCUUUGUUUCAUUUUAUCAGAUACUGUUCUGUACAUUAUAAUCCAGCAGAUCUAUCAUUUCCAGUGCCACUAGUGCUGAUACUCACAAUUGCAUUCCAUCUAAGAUUAACUAGCGAAACUUCAAAACCAUCGAAUCUUCAGCAAUACAAAAAACAAUUGUGUUGUACCUAAGCUUUUAAUUUCAAGAAUUAGAUGGGUUUGGGUAACUCUACAACACUAAUCUCUGCGUGCUUCAUCCGUGGUGUUUGCGUAUAAGGGGCGCUCUUGCGUGAAGGCUGUUAUUCCCCUUGGCCAUGCUUCUGUCCUGUUAACGAGAGGUGUCUCUGCAAAACUUUGUUCUUCAAUGAAAUGCAAAACCAUCCAUCAAGUUCUGAAAUAAAACUCAUUUGAACAUUGA